AUGCCAACAUUAGAAGUGGUGCAAAAUGUCGUGGAUGCCUCACUAAGUGACGAUGACAAUACCGUCGACUUGAACUCUGAAGAGGUGGUGGAUCCAGCAUCCUCAUCUUGUACGCCAACAAAGGUACUGGAAGAUACCAAUGCUGUGGACAAAUUGCCUGAAUCUUCCAAUCUGGUCGAUACAAACAAUAACGAAACCCAAGGAAACAAUGAAACUCCAAAGCAAGUCACUCCUACUGAUGCUUCGUCUGAGGAUGGCAGCAAACAUAGCGCCAGCAAGCAAAAGCAGCAGAAAAAGGUCAAUCAAAUGACUCUUGGAAACUUUUUCUUUGGCGUUACGAAAUCGCCAACCAAACCAAAGUCUCCAAUAGUGACUUCUGCCAAAUCCAAGUCCAAAUCGGCAUCGACGGCCACCAAGGAACCAGCACCGAAAAAGGCGCAAGAAGCAGAAGGGACCAUGGAAGGCCCGAUUGAACUCAAUUCCUCCGAUGAUUCAUCGGUUUCCACGAAAGAAACGUUAAGUCCAAAGAAAGAAACGAAAGAAACCAGCAAUGACGCUGCCAAGAAAACAACUACUGAAACCAUUAGCGAGGAGUCAACGACUAGAGACGUCGCGGAAAAUGCCUCCAAACAGCCCGAGUCUUCUGCUGCCGAGCCAGAGUCGUCUACUGCAGAAAACAAAAUGAUAGAAGAAACUGAACAAGAUCCUACCAAGGAGGAGAAUGAUGUGGAAGUGAUCGAAGAGGAGGAGUCAUCAAAGAAGGAAGCCAAAGUGUCUCCCAAACGAAAGCGACGAAAGUCCACCAAGGCGGCGGCACAGUCGAAGGCAGUGGAAGCACCGCCACCCCCCGAGGAGCAGCCUCCCAUUGAAUUGUCCGAGGAGCGUCAAGAGGCCUUGCAAAAGUACAAGGAUAUGAAAUCGCGCUUUGAAACCAAGGCAGAUGAAUUGUUCCAGGAAGUCUACAAUGGAUUGCCCGAGGAGCAGUUUGAAAUGCCCGACCCCGAAACCAAGGCGGUAGAAGACAGUAUUGCCAGUGAUGAAUUCCCGGAUUUUGUAGUAGCCAACAUGAUUUUGUUGAUUGAGGGAAGCACUCUUCCAAUUUCCAAAUUGACCGAACAGGUUUCCAGGAUGCUAUCUACGUGCCACUCCAAGGAUUGGGAUUCGGAAGAGGUUGCGACCAAAAUCAAGUUGCUGUCACAGCGAAAGCCGUACAUGGAGAAAAGCACCAAAGACAAAUCAACUAUGGACGUAUUUGAAGAUGACUCCAACACUCGCAUCUGGCGAUGGGAAAUUUUGAUUGUGGAUAUCUUUCCCAGUGAAGUCCUUUCCGAUGUCAAGAAGGCACGAUCUGCUCGCAAAAAGAUUGCUUCACAUUGGGCGGCAACUUCGAGGUUGAUCCAAGCUCUGUCCAAUGUCGAAAUGGCCAUAUCCUAUCCCGGCAAGUCGCCCAAGUACGACAAGGAAGUAGCCAAGGUCAGUCAAUGCGAAGAAAAGGUCCUCAAAUUCGAACGGGAGGCCGAAAAGAAGCGCAUGGCAGAGCAAGCCAAGAGGCGAAAGCAAGAAGAGCAAGAAAUGAAAAAGCGGGAAAAAGAGCUUCAAAAGGAACGCAAACUGCAGGAGGCAGAAAAGAAGAAACAAGAGGCCGAAGUCAAGAAACUAGAAGCGGUCAAGGCACGAGACGAAGCCAAACGCAAACGAGAAGCUGAAAAGGUGGAAAAAGAAGAGGCCAAGAAGGCGGAGGAAGAGAAAAAGGUAAAGAAUCUAACGAAACAAAAGUCUUGUCUCAUGUCGUUCUUUGCUGGACCUCCGAAGAAGAAGAGUCGAAAGUCUUCGGAAGGAAGUUCAGGAGACGAGUCCAGGGCCAAGGCAGCUCCAGCUUCUUCCAAGAGCAACAAUACUGAAUCUGGGGGAUUCAAAGUCGAAGAAUUUCGAUCCAUGAUCAAUGGUGGUUAUGCUUCGUCCAAGCGACAGUCGGUCGCCCCAACCACCAACAAUCGUAAGCGCCCCACCGGCAAGAUUGGCCUCACUGUAUACAUGACGGUGCAAGCAGAGGAAGGUUUCGGAUUUGAUGCGCAGCCAUUUGCCGAGCAACGAAAAGUCACGGUUUCCAACCGCUAUCGCUUUCUAAGCUUUCAUGAGGACUGCCGUCCUGCUUAUCAUGGGACUUGGACCAAGAGUAGCAAUAUUGUGACUGGGCGAACACCGUUUGGCAAGGAUACCAAGUACUUGGACUAUGAUUACGAUAGUGAAGGCGAAUGGGAAGAGGGUGAUGAUGAGAUUGGAGAGGAUAUCGAAGACGAAGAAAAGUCCAAGGGUGAAGAGGACGAUGACGAGGGUGAUGCUCGUAUUUACGAUUACGAAGAUGGCUUCUGUAUUUCCGAUGACCGAUAUUUGGAUUCUGAGGACGAGGUGGACGAUGAAACCAGAGCGUUGCAUAAGAAGAAGCUUCAAAAGGGAGAAAAUGAAGCAGCUCUUGGACAUUCAGUUUGCAUUGUUGCUCCAGCCAUUGGAGGUCUACCUGCAGUUGACGUUGACAAUAGCAAGGUAGUGGUGGAAGGAUACGAGGUAGAAGAGGGAGUGAAUCAGCUGUCUAUACACAAGGGAAUUGAGCUGUGUUCUCCAAACCUUUGUCUGGAUGCCUUUCCACCACCACUGGUGGACGAAAAUCAAGUCGAAAAAAGUGCUCCUGCGAAGUCAAGUGCGGAUUCCAAUGCACAAAAGGACGAAUACACUAUGGAUGAGAUGCGCAUACUGGCGACCUAUGUCCACCAUUGUGAAUUAAACUCGAAGGAGAAGAUCAUUGAGGAUCUUCGUACGAACCACCCCGAUGUAUUCACCAAUCGUGCUAAGGCAAUGCGUAAACUCGACAAUAUUGCCGUCAAGCAACGUUUCAACCACUCCACCGGGGUUUAUUGGGAGGUGAAGCGUUCCGUUUUGCAGGAACUCGACUUGAAAAAGGUGUUGAGCAAGAAGAUCAAAGACGAGCCUCCCAAGAAGCCAGAAAAGGCAUCCAAGGGCAAGAGCACCUCACCCAAGAAGGAAACCAAAUCUACCUCCAAGAAGCGCACAUCAUCCGGUGAAGCAGCGAAUCCAAAGAAUUCGAAACAGAAGAAGACGGCAAAGGACACCGAAAAGUCUCCAAAGACUCCACCAAAAGAGAAGGCAUCACCUCCCAAAGAAGACGCUUCCACCAAGGCCUCUGCAAACGUUUUGUCUGCCUUUCUGAUCAAGAAAAAACCAAAAUCCGCAUAA
Cylindrotheca closterium is the source of this 3252-nucleotide messenger RNA. The record is from the annotation of a GenBank genome assembly. Lineage: Eukaryota; Bacillariophyta; Bacillariophyceae; Bacillariales; Bacillariaceae.